Messenger RNA from Protopolystoma xenopodis, 429 nucleotides. The record is from the annotation of a GenBank genome assembly. Lineage: Eukaryota; Metazoa; Platyhelminthes; Monogenea; Polystomatidea; Polystomatidae.
AUGCAGAAGUUCUCUCCAUGUAGCCAACGGGCGAUCGGCAUCUCUCUCGAGUCGCGUGCUCCACUCUGUUUUGAUUCUCUGGCCGAAACACAAUCUGGCUUUUGCGGAAAUCUUCGCGUCGAUGUUGGGGAGACCUGCGAUGUCGGUGGUGGGGGCAGUAAAAACGACCGGGAGAUUGAAGUUGAGUCGGGUGAGCCGGGUGACGGCGAUCCUUGUUGUUCUUCCCACUGUCAACUGCGACCCGGUGCCCAGUGCUCUCCGCUCAAUCACGAAUGCUGUACUAAAGCCAAUUCCUUCCUGUUUUUCCAUCUCAUGACUCCCGUAUUCCCAUUUUUGGGGAACUUCUAUCCAUUUUACUAUAUUCAACUAAUUUUGAUCGUUGCCUCUAAACAAGAGGCAGGCCUGAGCUUUGACUGGCUUCUUCAAUAA